AGACCCGGUCCUGGACAAACAGAACCAAGAGGCGGAGCUUGAGAGACAAGACAGGUCUGAUCGAGACAGAAGCUCCACCCCUCAGACUGCAAUGGACCGGAGGCGGGCCUCUCAGAUCAAGCGCUCGGCCCGGAUGUGUGGUGAGUGUGACGCCUGUCUGAGGACUGAGGACUGCGCUCAGUGUGACUUCUGUAAAGACAUGAAGAAGUUUGGAGGUCCAAACAAGAUCCGCCAAAAGUGUCGCCUCCGGCAGUGUGAGGUCCGAGCCCGGAAGAUGCUGCGUGUCAGAGACGAGGAGAUGAGUCAGAGCAGCCUCAGGGGGCGUGGCCUGUUUUAUGGAGGGGCGGGGCAUCUGACAGAUGAGGAUGAGGAAGAUGAUGAGGAGGAGGAGGGGUUCAGCGAGAGUGAGCUAGAGCUGUACGAGCAGUACAAAGCUGCUGGAUUCAGAGACCUGGUGUGGCACAGCGAGGAGGAGGAGGACGCUCAGACAGACUCACUGAGGAAGAAGGCGGUGAAGGUGAAGCACGUGAAGAGACGAGACAAGAAGCCAGAGAAGAAGAAGUCCAUUUCUGCUCCGAAACAGGAGGCGAAGCCUCGACGUCACAAAGUGAAGCAGCGUCACAGAGAGCGCGUGCGUCACAGUGAGCGUGCAGGAGAGGGCGGUGCUAAAGAUGUGGGCGGGGCUCUGAGGCAGUGUCUGGGUCCAGGCUGCAUCCAGCUGGCAAGGAGCAACUCCAAAUACUGCACCGAGGACUGUGGCAUGAAGCUCGCCGCCAACCGCAUCUACGAGAUCCUCCCCCAGAGGAUCCAGCAGUGGCAGCAGAGUCCCUGCGUGGCCGAGGAGGUGGGGCGGAGACAGCUGGAGCGAAUCAGGAAGGAGCAGCAGGCCGCCAGGCUCCGCCUCACACUGAUGGAGAAACGUUUCCACGAGCUGGAGGCCAUCAUCGCCAACGCCAAGCAGCAGCAGGUCCAACAGCACGAGGAGGUGACUGAAGGUGACGGAGACGACACGGACCUGCAGAUCUUCUGUGUUUCCUGCAGCCACCCCGUCAACCCCAAGGUGGCGCUGCGACACAUGGAGCGGUGCUACGCUAAGUACGAGAGCCAGACUUCCUUUGGGUCCAUGUAUCCAACACGGAUCGAAGGGGCUACACGUCUGUUCUGUGACGUCUACAACCCUCAGAGUAAGACGUACUGUAAGCGUCUGCAGGUCCUGUGUCCAGAACAUUCUAGAGAUCCAAAGGUCCCGGCAGAUGAAGUGUGCGGCUGUCCUCUGGUCCGAGACGUCUUCGAGCCGACCGGAGACUUCUGUCGUGUCUCUAAGAGGAAGUGUAACAAACAUUACUGCUGGGAGAAGCUGCGGCGCGCCGAGGUGGACCUGGAGAGAGUCCGAGUGUGGUACAAGCUGGACGAGCUGUUCGAACAGGAGAGGAACCUUCGAGCCGCCAUGACGAACCGAGCUGGACUCCUGGCCCUGAUGCUGCACCAGACCAUCCAGCACGACCCGAUCACCACAGACCUCCGCUCCACCAAGGACAGGUAGACUGAUGGACACAGAUGGACAGGUUCCUGGACUCUGGAGUCAACAGACAAGUUGUGAGCAGCUGAGCCAGAUCCAUGUUUUGGUUUUAUGUCAGUCCUGGUUUCUGGUCUGAGGUCUAAGGUCUGGUUCUGGUCCCUGUAAACAUCCUCCUGCUGAUUUUAUUCAGUGUAUCUUUUAUGGACCUGAUUACCCACAAUCCCCAGCAUCACUAAACGAGUUGUUGCCAUAGAGACACGUGGUUCUGUAUUCCUAUUGGCUGUGUGUCCAGGUCCAGGUGUCGCAGCUGACAUCAGCCACGCUGUGCCACGGCUGUCCCUGUUGUGUGUCAGCACACCCCACAUAGUCUACAUCCUAUGUAGUCUACAUUCUACUUAAGCCACAUACUACAUUGGUCACAUCCUACAUAGGUCACAUACUACACAGGCCACAUUUUGCCACAUCCUACAUAGGCCGCAUACUACAUAGGCCACAGACUACAUAGGCCACGUCCUAUAUAGGCUAUGUACUACAUAGGCUACAUCCUAUGCAGUCCACAUCCUUUGUAGAUCACACCCUACAUAUCCUACAUAGGCCACAUCCUACAUAUGACACAUCUUAUGUAGUCUACACCCUACGUAGACCAAACCCUACUUGGACCACACCCUACAUAGUCCACAAAUUAUGUUGACCACAUCAUAUGUAGUCCAUAUCCUAUGUAGUCUACACCCUACGUAGACCAAACCUUGUGUAUCAGAUUCCUCCAGAAAAGAUCUGAUUUGAAAUGUUUUUAACUCAUAAACUGGUCAUUUUUUAUUCCAUCAGAUUUGACAAAGUUUAAGGAUUAAAACUGUUGAUGUGUUUUUAUAUUCAGUGUUUUUAAUCAUGUUUUUAAUCUUUACUGUGUUUUUAGUCCAUAUAAGGACUUCCUGUAGUACGCACAAAUAAAAGAAUAAAGCAGGUA
Austrofundulus limnaeus is the source of this 2483-nucleotide messenger RNA. RefSeq names its product CXXC-type zinc finger protein 1. Gene Ontology annotation, biological process: positive regulation of DNA-templated transcription. The record is from RefSeq and is a predicted model, not a curated record. Gene Ontology annotation, molecular function: DNA binding; zinc ion binding. NCBI's taxonomy places the organism in Eukaryota, Metazoa, Chordata, Actinopteri, Cyprinodontiformes, Rivulidae. Gene Ontology annotation, cellular component: Set1C/COMPASS complex.